AUGAGGCAAAUAAAGUUUAUAAGUCAAUCAAAAGGACAAUUCCUUGACAGUCAAGAACAGAUUGUUUCUGAUUGGAUAUCACAUAUUGAAUCAUUUCUGUUUGAUGCAGAAGAAAGAUUAUUCAGCACUAAUUCUGGUCCAAUGACAGAAGUUGAAAAAUGGAAAAGAAAACAAAAGAUUUUGCUCAACAUUACACAACAACUGAAAAGUUUAAUGCGAACCUUGAAAAUGCAAGAUUCUUUGAGUAGACACUAUGGAAGAUCAGGCUUUUUGGGACUUCUUUUGAAAAAGAUUGCUAAUCAGCUGGUUUCAGUUGGAAAGAAUUAUUUACAGUCAUACACAACUGAAUUAUGGAAGUUAUCUUUGAAGCUUCCCCUCCCUAGAAAAGAAGAUCUGGAGUUGGAAGAUCAAAUACAUAUGGAAAAUAACAAUCCUCCAAGAAUUGUUAAACUGGAAACUUCUAAAAAUGAAGAACACAGUGAGAUUUCUGAUUUUGCACUCCAAGAUGGUGUCUCUGAAGGUCCAUUAAUGCCAAUUCUUGAAGAGAACAUUACAGAUGAUGAUGAAGAAAAUAUGUUAGAUAAUGAAACAUCAACUUUGCCAGAAGAACAUGAUACCAAAAAUUAUAUUUUAGUUCUGAGAAAAUACUUCAAGGAUGACAAUAAUUAUCCAUUUAUGUCCACUUUAUUUGGAAUUUUUCUGCAAAAAAUGGAAUAUAUUCUGCAAACAAUAUCUACAACUGAUAUGCUUCAUGUAGAAAUGGAGGAUGAAGAUAAAUUUUGUAGUUCUUUUAAAGAGUUUUCUUCCAUUACAUCUGAUGUAGAGAUAUUGAUAGAGAGUUACUUGAAAACACAGUUUAAAAGAGAUUUGCCUGUUUCACAAGCCCUUCAUAUACUCAGCAGGUAA
Messenger RNA from Acanthosepion pharaonis, 906 nucleotides. The record is from the annotation of a GenBank genome assembly. Lineage: Eukaryota; Metazoa; Mollusca; Cephalopoda; Sepiida; Sepiidae.